AAAACUAAAAAGUAAAUAAACAAAAUAAAAAUUCACCCAAAGCGAACAGCAACGGCUAGAACCCAAAUUUAAUCCAAACCCUUCUUUACAUCACCACCCUUCCUCAACUUCAAAUUUGCUAUUCAGAUUCCUAUUCGAACUCCAAUUCCUUGAGCCUGACGGAAACAACAACCGACCUUGGGUUUAAGGCAAUACAAAGUCUUCUUUAUAACAUCACAACAUAAUAUAUAAUCCUCGUUGGGUUUUGGUUUGCUUUCCUCAGAAAGUUGCUAAAAAAAAAAACGUAGUACUUCAAUUUGGAGAACAAAGGGUAAUUACUAGUAUUUGGUUGUGUUUUUGGGAGAGGAAGAAGGUACCAUUUAUCAUCAUCAACAAUCUCAACUACACGCCGUCACAAUGACAGAGACUCAGGUUCUCAAGUUUCGGCUUCCCAAGCCAGAAACAGAUGUGGGUAUGGCUUUUCUUGGUCAUCAAGAUUCCAAGGCACCCAUCAUCAACGACACUAAAGUUGGUGUCUUUGGAAAAGAUUCUGGGGUUCCAAACAGAAAGAGGCUGAUAAUCAAGUUUCGUAUUCCAAAUCCUAAGGCAAAAACAGAAACAACCACGGUGCCUCUGAAGAACAAUCAUCAAGAUUUCAAGCCCAUCAACAAAAACUCCGGUUAUCGUGAGAGGGUUAGGAAACUGCUGACAGAGGUCUUUUCCAGAGUUUCUUCUGAAACUGAUGAGAGCAUAUCACUAGCAAUAGACCCAGUUCAAGUGGCUGCUUCAGUAGAGUCUGUGAUGUUUGAAAGGAUUGGGUGGUCUAAUACCAUCAAGAAAGCUUAUUAUCAAUCAAUCAUGUUCAAUCUCAAAGACCCAAAGAACCCAGAUUUGAGGAGGAAGGUGCUUCUUGGAGAGAUCAAGCCUGAGAGUCUUGUAACCAUGAGUGCCAAGGAGAUGGCCAGUCCCAAGAGGCAGAGUGAGAACAUUCAGAUCAGUGGCGACGCCACAUGUGUGCAUGAUGCUGAUGAGGAAGAAAAGGCCACCACUGACAUGUUCCAGUGUAGCCGGUGUCGCGAGCGCAAGUGUACUUAUUACCAAAUGCAGACCCGGAGUGCCGAUGAACCAAUGACAACGUAUGUAACUUGUGUCAAAUGCAACAAACGUUGGAAGGUCUAACUUACUUAGGCCUCUGGAAUUAAUUGAU
Molecule: messenger RNA, 1186 nt
Organism: Quercus lobata
Lineage: Eukaryota; Viridiplantae; Streptophyta; Magnoliopsida; Fagales; Fagaceae
Product: transcription elongation factor TFIIS-like
Exons: 2
Coding region: 397-1158 (253 amino acids)
Biological process (GO): DNA-templated transcription
Cellular component (GO): nucleus
Molecular function (GO): zinc ion binding; nucleic acid binding
Source: RefSeq, a predicted model, not a curated record